AUGUAUGCGCUGAUCAAUCUACGACAAAGGAGCAGAUCGCCACAAUUGCCAUUUGAAUCGACCUCAAACCAGCCCACUAACCCGGCUCUCCCGACCGUCUCCGGUUGCCGCUUCACAGGAUUUACCGACACUGGGAAUUGGUCAAUCCGAAAGUACUGCAAUAUUUGCCGCGCACUGUGCCCUAGUUUUGGGGCGUGGGGAACUCUAUCCUUGCCUGAUUUGACUAGGCAAGGUCAAACAUUUUUCGAUGUCUGCUUGCGCAUCGAAUACCGCCGAUAA
Plenodomus lingam JN3 is the source of this 279-nucleotide messenger RNA. Lineage: Eukaryota; Fungi; Ascomycota; Dothideomycetes; Pleosporales; Leptosphaeriaceae. The record is from RefSeq and is a predicted model, not a curated record.